UUAUCUGUUUAACUAACAUUUGCAGGAAAUCAGAUGUUUUCUUUAUUUAUAAGAACUAAUUUGACCUGGAUAGAGGCUCAGAGUUUCUGCAGGACAAAAUACGUUGAUCUGGCCUUCAUCAGUGGUGUGACUGACAACACUGAUGUCCUUAAUAACUUAAUCUGGUAUAGCGUGUAUGAAGCCUGGAUCGGCCUGAGCAAGAACCAGUGGCUGUGGUCAGACCAGAGCAGUGUGUCCUGGCCCUCUCUGGGAUGGUCUUCAGGAGAGCCUAAUAACGCAGACGGGAAUGAAAAGUGUGCGUUUGUAAAUGUGAAUGGACUGCUCGUGGAUGAAAACUGUGACAAAGUCUUUUCUUUCUUCUGCGUUGUUAAGCGUGUGAAAGCUCAGGUUGUGCGACUGGAAGUGAAAUCCUCUGCUCUUCUAGAUGAAUCCGCCAUCAUGUUGGCCAUAGAGAAGAAGGUGAGAUGAUCCGGUCAGGUGAGUCUGAACACCAGCAGAGCUUUACUGAAGAUAUAAUCUGAUCUGCAGAUGAGAAUAAUCCUCCUGAAGCUGGAGACGGACCGCACAUACAGCAUAACAUGGAGAGCCCAGACUGAUGGCAAGACCUUCAAGCCGCUGAAAAACAAUGCUCGAAACACCACAAUAGUCUGUAAACAAGAUCAAGGAGUGUAUUUCAAAGGGCCUCGUUAACUUGCCAUCAGUACUAUUGUUAGCACACUUAACCAUUUUUUUAAAUUGUCUACAGAACAAACCACUGUUAUACAAUGACUUGCCUAAUUAACGUAGUUAAGCUUUUAAAUGUCACCUAAGGCUGAAUACUGGU
Messenger RNA from Danio rerio (zebrafish), 823 nucleotides. Lineage: Eukaryota; Metazoa; Chordata; Actinopteri; Cypriniformes; Danionidae. The record is from RefSeq and is a predicted model, not a curated record.